UUUGAUUGUGUUAGGACGAAUCAGAGCAGCAUUCAUUGACAGGCACACUCUCCGUUAAUCUUCUUCUUUGACUCUAACAAGGGACACGUGCAUUUCGAGUACGUCGCGCUGUGGGAGAACAUGUUGAUGGAUUGAUUCAAAAAGUAUAUACAAUAGUAAAGUGUUUAGUUCGAUUAAUUAGUUCGACAAUGCUAUUAUCGAAUCGUGAGUUUUUGAUCAAUCGCCGAAAAAAAUCGAUUUUUUUACUAAAAUGAUAUUUUAUGCGAAGCAACAAAAGCAGUUUGUAAAAGUGCGGCAUUGAUUUUUCAUAAACGUUGCUUAUCAUUGUCAAAUAAAACUAGAAUUCGUCGUCUACUAUACAAAGGUCGAGAAGACCUUUCGAAUUUUGGCGCCCAAAGCUCACUUCAGAUUAUCGAGCGACAAGUUCGAUAUUACCCGAAGCGCGACUCGGUCAAUAACUCGCGCGAAAAGGCGUCUGCUACACUACAAGUUCUCCAAUGAGCGGCCAGCUUCAGGCGUUAGACUUUAGUCAUAUGAUCGACUCCUGACUCCGCGCUGCCGUGAGAAAAUAGGGUGGACGCAAAACUGGGCGAGCCCCUUUUGACAGACAGCUUCUGACGUCCCGAGCUAAGAUUCAGUGCGCAAGGUAGUUUCUCUUUCGUCUGGACCAUCCGUACGAGACGCCAAGAUGAAGGGUUGCAUGUUCAACAUCGACGGUGGUUAUCUGGAGGCUCUCUGUCGCGGGUUCAAGUGCGGGAUUCUCCAACAGACUGAUUACCUCAAUCUCGUGCAGUGCGAGACUCUCGAAGAUCUCAAGCUGCACUUGGCUGGUACGGAUUAUGGCAGCUUCCUGGCCAAUGAACCAUCUCCCCUGUCGGUCAGUGUAAUCGAUGACAAACUGAGGGAAAAGCUUGUGAUCGAAUUCCAGCAUAUGCGUAACCACUCUGUGGAGCCGCUCUCCCAGUUCCUUGAUUUCAUCACUUACAGCUACAUGAUUGACAAUAUUAUUCUUCUCAUUACUGGAACGUUGCAUCAACGUCCCAUUUCUGAAUUGAUCCCCAAGUGCCAUCCACUUGGCAGCUUUGAACAAAUGGAAGCUAUUCAUGUUGCUGCUACGCCUGCUGAAUUGUACAAUGCUGUUUUGGUAGAUACACCACUUGCUCCUUUCUUUGUCGAUUGCAUUUCGGAGCAGGAUUUGGAUGAGAUGAACAUUGAGAUCAUCAGGAACACACUUUACAAAGCUUACUUGGAAGCUUUUUACAAAUUCUGCGAGGAUAUUGGUGGCACAACUGCUGACACUAUGUGUGAAAUUUUGGCUUUUGAGGCAGACAGGAGAGCCAUUAUUAUUACAAUCAACUCAUUUGGUACAGAAUUAGGAAAAGAUGAUAGGGCCAAAUUGUACCCACGUUGUGGACGCCUGAACCCUGAUGGUUUGGCUGCUCUUGCUCGUGCUGAUGACUAUGAGCAAGUCAAAGCUGUUGCUGAAUAUUAUGCGGAGUAUGCUGCUCUUUUUGAUGGAGCAGGAAACAAUCCUGGAGACAAAACUUUGGAGGAUAAAUUCUUUGAACGUGAGGUUCGUCUAAAUGUUAAUGCUUUCUUGCAACAAUUCCACUUUGGAGUUUUCUACAGUUACUUGAAGCUCAAAGAACAAGAGUGCCGUAAUAUUGUGUGGAUAUCGGAAUGCGUGGCUCAAAAACAUCGCGCCAAGAUCGAUAACUAUAUAUCCAUUUUCUAAAUGAUUCGUUUUGUUGAUUUUUUUUUAAUUCGCAUUGUAAAAAAAGUUAGACUUUUUAACUUGUAUCACAUGAAUAUAGAGGCCACAUGUUUUAUUGACAACUGCCAAUGAAGUCUCUCCUGCAAAUAUCAAUUGGAGCAAGUGUUUGAAAUUAUUAUCAUAAAAAUCAUCAUAUUCUACAGCAAAGAAAGAAAACAUGUAAAUAAUGUAUCUUGCUAUUAUUUCCAGUAUCAAAUUAUUACAAAAUCACGAAAAGUAUUAUAUCCAUGUUUUAAUUGUUAAUUUAAUAUAUGUAUAAAUAUACAAAAAUGUACUAACAUUUCAAUGAAUGGAUCGUUGCAUUCCACAUCAUAAUAAUUAAAUGAUGAAAAAAUUACAUGUACAUUUCUGUAGCUACAAGAUGUAAAAUGAUAAAGAUAGAUAUAUUAUUGUGAAUAUUCAAAAAUCGUUUUAUUUUUUAUUAAUAUGCCUUAUUUCUUAAGAGUAAAUACAAAAAUAUUAUUGGUGGUUUUAACAAAAGUCAUUAUUUCAAAAUGUUAUAUAAAUAAAUAAAACGAGACUUGU
Molecule: messenger RNA, 2299 nt
Organism: Nasonia vitripennis (jewel wasp)
Lineage: Eukaryota; Metazoa; Arthropoda; Insecta; Hymenoptera; Pteromalidae
Gene: VhaAC39-1
Product: V-type proton ATPase subunit d
Exons: 6
Coding region: 689-1735 (348 amino acids)
Biological process (GO): proton transmembrane transport; vacuolar acidification; vacuolar transport
Cellular component (GO): lysosomal membrane; vacuolar proton-transporting V-type ATPase complex; plasma membrane proton-transporting V-type ATPase complex
Molecular function (GO): proton-transporting ATPase activity, rotational mechanism
Source: RefSeq, a predicted model, not a curated record